Molecule: messenger RNA, 8293 nt
Organism: Sitodiplosis mosellana (orange wheat blossom midge)
Lineage: Eukaryota; Metazoa; Arthropoda; Insecta; Diptera; Cecidomyiidae
Exons: 13
Coding region: 1413-6995 (1860 amino acids)
Source: RefSeq, a predicted model, not a curated record
CUUAAGCUUCAUAUAUGAGUGGAGCGCGUGUGCGCGAACGCCUUUAACAUUUCUCACAGGCCACGAUCGUUUCAGUUACAAUUCGAAUUCGGUCGGUAAAUGUUGUGUACGAUGUUUUCGCGUUUGUUUUUAAAUGCUACUACACUGAUACAAACAUUUUUUCUUUCUCAUUACGUUCAUCUUUACGAAUAUCGAAUGCCGUGAUUUGGUUUUUGGUCUUUCCGUUUUUCGUGUAUUUGGUUUUUGGGAUUUUCGAGAGGUUUUCGCUUCAUCAAAUUAUCUCAGUGUACAGCGAUUUUUCUGCUCUCUCACAAGUUGAACUAUGUUGAAUAGUGAAUUUGGCCGGAAAAAAGAAGAAUCAGAAGAAGCAAAAAAAAGUACUGAAUUAUCGAUCCAUAGAUGGAUCCAAUUAAAUUAUGUGCGCUCAAUAGUUGGGUGUUUGUUGUGCAUUUUAUACGAGAAAAAAAAAAUGAAGUUUUCUCAUUGAUUUUAAUUAAAUCUCCGUGGGAUUUCUGAGUGUGUUGCGCAGUGAAUAAAUCAUGUUAAACAUUGAGUUUUGUGGGUAAAAAAGCGUUCAAUUUUCAAUUUACUUGAUUUCGUUUCAGCGUCGAGAUUUUCAGUUCGAGAUACAGUGUGUAGUUUUUUUUUUUGGUAAUAGGCGAACCGCCUCGUGUUCGCGCUAUCUCAACACCAAAACGUUAUUUAUACAAUAAUUCACCGCAUUUAUAAAGGACCAAUGUGCAUUUCGUGUACGAUUGAAAUUUUGUGUGUGAAGUGUGAACGACCCGAACGAAAAAAAUAUUAAAUAAACCGAUAAAAAUCAAGACAAGACCGAAAAAAAAAGAAAAAGAAAAAGUAAAUAAAAUACGAAUCGAUCGACAACCUGCCGUUGCAUAAAUCAAAGUGAUUAUUUUAUGUGUGUGUGUUCUUUCUGUGCUGUGCAAUACCAACAACACUUAACUCAAAAAGCCAUUUGUGCGCUUACUGCGGUUUGGCACAUUAAAAAGUCAAACCAAUCGAAUUAACACUUUCGAUUCUCUUUCCAACUAAAUUGCCAGAUUUCAACGGUGUUUAUAUGUAUGUAAACAGUGUUUAAUUUGUGUUUAUUUGAAAGCGAGAAAUUGUUAUCGCGGCUGGGCGAUUUAAAAAUAGAAGACACAUAAUUUUCUACUUAGCCGCCGAGUGAAAUUGAUGAUUUAAGCUGAUUUUACAAGUAUAUAAAAACAAUAGCAAACCGAUAUCAACUUCAACAGCAUUCAUCAAAUCAACUGAAAUAUCAAAUCACCGCAUAGAUUUCACGGCAUAGCCAUGUUUGUCACACAUGAACAACGGGACGACGAUUCGUUUGAAUGGAUUGCACGUUUGUGCGAAGAAUAAUGUGUGUUAAGUAAAGCCGACAGCGAUAGAGGAAAAUGUCACAAAUAAGAAAAUCGGCAUCAUUUCGAUCGAGAAUACCAAUACGAAGAGCCAAACCAGUGCCAAGACGAUGCUAUAGCCCUGAACCGUACAGAAAUCUAUCGACACCUGCAAUGUAUGACCAAAGCCACAACAACGACGAAUACGACACAAAACCGAUGUGCAAUCAUCAUGGCAACGAGCAACGCAUCAGCAAACAAAAGAUGAAACGUCAACGCCACAUUGCAACAACGCUCGCCCAACAAGCCCAGCACACAGCCAAACCAAGCAAUGAUGCAUCAAUAACAUCGGUUAGUAAUUUUCCGGUGACACCAAUCCGACCGAAAACCAUCUACUCAUCUUCAAGCUAUUCCAGCAGCGACGAGAGUCAAGAAUCCGAAGCACCACCACAGUACCUACUGAAGCAGUCUGCAUCGAGUGCAGCCAUUGUCCGACCACCAUUGAACGUAUCUACCGAUGCGAUGAGUUUGGAUGGGAUUUUGGAUUCGAUUAGUUGCGGUAGCAUUUCCAGUCCACCAUCACCGGCCAAUUAUCUCAGUCGUGGGGACUCAUACUCGAGCUGCGACUCCCUAGAUAAAUACAAUUAUGCACUGGAGACGCUAAAACUAAGUGAUAGCGGGAAUUAUUUCAAGGGAAAUAUGUUGCAGCCAAAAUGUCGCCAACCAUAUGUGCACAAUGACCGAAAAAUGGACACGGAAAAGAUAAAUGACGAUUUAAUUACGCCAAAACUACCACCUCGACCUCCAUUGCCGAAAAUAUCACAAUCCUCGACAACGAUUGACAAAGAUUUGGCGAAGCAACAGCAGUUGAGCGAUUGGUAUUAUAUAAAAACUGGUCCAAAAUCGCCGUUGCCAACGCCGCGUACCGACAAACGUAACGGUAUCUAUGGAUCGACAACGGCAACGAUGACGACGACAACGUCUUCGACGAUGGUGGCGGUGACACCAACACCAGCCAACCGAACGACUACAAACAUUUUAAAUAAUAAUAGUAACACAGUCGAGGGAAUUUAUGGGAAAAAUGGCAAUUCCAGGGAAUCGACCAAAAACCAUUUGAAUGUGUACAGUGAAAAUAUGAUGAAACGUGUCGAGAACGGUAAUUCACGUUUCGGUGACAUUGACCAUAUUCAAAUGGCAACGAUAAAAACAAUUGGCCACGAUGACAAUCAUACGACGGAGAGUGUCUAUCAGACAAUAAACGUUCCAUCAUCUAGUGAUGACUUGCAAAAAAUACACACACCAUUGAAUCAUCAAUAUUCCGGCAACGAACCAUUAUGUAAAUUUAAUUUGAGGAAUAAUAGUGAACAAGUCAAUGGAUGCCCGAAAUGGCAGCAGCCGCAAGAGAUUCAACAGCGCAUACAUAUGAUGGCACCGCCAUCACCAUCCGUCCCAUCGAAAAAAGUGCACUCACAUCAGCAGCAUCAUCAACAAUCGCAUCCGUUUUACUAUGUUGAACCAUCAAAAAAGCACUUGUCUUCGCCACGACAAGACAAACACACCAAGCAAAGUGUUGAAUAUCAGCAAAAAUUGCCCGAACCGCAAUGCGAACAAAUUCAAGUUGCAUCCAAAUUACAAACUCAUAAUGAACGGUUGAGUUCAGCCGCAAUAGCAGCAGCAGCAGCUGCUGCAGCCGGAGCAACACCAGCAACUGUGGCAACAAUGACAUCGAAUUCCAAUUCAAAUGUACACAAAGUAAGUGGCGUUCAUUCGUUGUCGCAUCAGCAGACAGACCAUUGUGGUAAUGCGAAUUCAAGUAGUUUUGAGCACGUAAAUGUUACAAGUGGCUUUUCAUCGUUAUCCGCAUCAUCGGAAAUGACCAUUGACGAUAAGCGUCAACGCUUCAACAACCAAAAUUAUGCAGACGAACAAUGCUUCCGUUCGUCGACCAAUGUUGUGGGCGACAGUCGACAAUGUUUACAGCAAACUGUCUCCUCGUCACCUUUACUGCCAGCCACCGUUGGCGCCCAUCCAGCCAAGCUUUAUCCACCGAAAUCCACAUCGUAUCGCAGUGAGUGCGAGCUAUUCGGUUCGUAUGUGUCAUUGGAUUGUCCAUCACCUCCAGCACCACCAGUAUGUUCAACCGAUGCCCGACGAGAUCCACAAGCACGACUCAGUCGAUAUUUAAAGAUGCUAUACACUGAGUGGGCGUUAAAAGAGCCAAAUAUUCCAACAUGGACGAACUCACAGAUGCCAGGUGCAUUGUCACCGGCUCGUUUAGAGCCCGAAUUUCGGCUACACUCACAAUCGCAUGGAUUUAGCGAUCUAUUAACUGUCGAUCAAUUGCUCACCCCGAUUCAGACAAAAGACGGUCAAAUUUUGGAGGCACCGCGUCGAUUGAUAAUCGAAUGUCCGCAUUGGGUGGCCAGACACUUUUUGGCCAUGCGUUUUUUGCAUGCAUGGGCAAAAGAGCCGCCAUGGCCAGCACGAGGCGUUCCCGUUGCCGUCGCUCUCUAUCUUCCAUUAGUCGAAAUGAAUAACAAAAAGAGUAUCGCACAUUUUGUGGAAAAAGAAUUGAUAUCAAAAGGACCGAAUAACCCAUUUGCAAGUGGUUUUGGUGGCUUUUCAUCCGCUUGGAAUUCACUGUCGGCACUCGGGCCAAAGUUAUUGAUUGUGAUUGAUGGAUAUGACAUUGUGCGAAGUUCACCGAAACGUAAAGCAAAGAAUAUCCCACAAGAUAUUAUCGAUUUGCUUGAAGGCAAAUUAUUCCCUGAAUCAAGAAUCAUUAUAAUAAGCACAUCACAGAAUAUAGUGGAUAUUUUGCCGCUGGUUCAACGACACGUCAAGUAUGAGGGAUUAACGUGGGGUAAAUCGGUUUCGUUACUAAGUGGAGGUCAAUGGCGAUCACAGUCACGUUUUCUUGAAACCGUUCAACGAUGCGUUCACCUUCGCAAUGUUGCCCGGACACCGCUCGGUUGUCUUGCCCUUGCUACCGGCUAUGAAAUCUCAAACGGUGAUUUGCCUACCGAUGAAAUUGACGUGGUUGAAUCGAUAAUGAAUUGGAUCGCAUCGGAUGCAACCCAAACGCAAAUCGCUGAGCUAGGGCGAUUGGCACUAUUUUCAUUGAAAACAAAACGAACGACCAUGACAACGACUGAAAUUAAAAUGUAUUGCUCAAAUCCGGAAUCAAGCAUAUUGAAUUGCUUGGAAAAGGCACAACUGUUCGGAAAAACAGCGAAAAAGAAGAACGAACACAUUUUUACGCCGAUUUGUGUGGGUAUCAUCGAAUUGUUGGCUGCCAACUAUAUUGCAUCGCUUGCAAAUCGACCGGGUCUUUUGGCAGCUGAAAUCACUGGUUUGUCCUUGAACGACGAAGUCGAACCCGAAAUACUCAAAGUAUUGACAUUUGCCAUGAGUUUGCUUGGACCGCGCGCACACAUUCUGCUAUCGAAACUGACGCCACUUUGGCUGAGCCCACAAACGGUAUUCUCGUUGGCAUUGAGCGGUGGCGAUUCAACGGCCAAUCUCAAUGCUCUAUGUGACUUAUUAGGAAUAUCGAAAACACCAUCAAUUUCACCGCUCGAGACCAAUCCAAUUUGGGUGCAAAUCCGAUCGACGCCCGUCGAACUUCAAGGCUGGGCAAUGGCAUUGAAAAGUCAAAAUAGUACAUUGAAAAAUCUAGAAUUAAAUUAUCAAAUCGAUAAGCACACAUUUUUAGAAUCUAGAAAUAGUUUGGAUAUAUUCUUGGAUGCACUUUCGUUUAAUGAAAGUGUGUCAACGUUGCGCAUCACGUCGUUAAUUGAAAACGAUGCCAAAGAAAUAGAAAUGAACGUCAUCGCCAAUUGUGUAUCGAGAUGCUUGCUGAAACCGCGCCUCGAAAAUUUCGAAUUGAUUUUAACGUUGCUCGAAGAAGAUCCGCCAAUGUUGAAAUUACAAUCAGUUGUCACGGCAUUGUGUCGUGCAUUGCCGCAUCAACCGAAAGUUACAUCAAUGCUGCUCGAUUUGGGACUGUUCACAUCACAAUUGGUGCAAAUUUGCUCAGUUUUAGAAACAUGCCCGAAUGUAACGCGAUUAUCGUUGCCGCAUUUGAGAUGCGAACGAGGAGCUGUCGUUGCUUUGGCAUCUCUGUUGAAAGCACGACCCUUGGCAUCGUUGGCAUUACCCUCUUGUUGGGGUGUUCGCGAUGAUUUACCGUCAUCAAGCGGUGUUAGCAUGAGCUCGGGAAGUGGAAGUAGCACGGGAACAUCGGCAAUACUCAAGCAAUCAACACUAACAAACGCACCAUCACCACGCUCAUUCCAAUCGGGAAUAUUCUCAUCUCUGCCACGUGGUGCUCUGAUGCCAGCCAAUCCAAGCGGUCGAUCGGCCACACUGCCAAGACAACCAUUGGAUUUGCCACCCGAUAAACGCAGCUCUGACUCAGUCGUAUCGAAAACUUGGUAUCCAACGCCCGCCUGCGAUGGUGGACCGCACAAUUCAGGCACAUUACACGAUUUACUGUUAGCUGUACGCGAACCCUAUUCACGAUUGCACGGAUUGGAUUUAAGCAAAGCACAGUUAUCACUCGAAGAUUCGAUGUGUCUCGGUGAAACGGUGCGCGUUUCAACUCAACUUCAUUCCAUCAAACUUGAAGGAUCGUCUCGCAUGAGCGAAGUGUUGCCCACGCUACUCGGUUGCGGUGAAUCGAUCAGCCUACAAAUGAUGAGUUUAGCAUCAACACGAUUGGUGCUCGAGGAUGGUGCCACAGCAAUGUCAUCGCGCGCUUUGGCCAACUGCGGCUCAUUGCGAUUACUUAGCUUAGAUGGAUGGACAUUCAGAGUGGAUAAUUCAACGACAUUCUCGGCGAUACGUGCAUUUUUAACGUUUACUUCGAUAAGAGAAUUAGGAUUGUCGAAUUGUCGAUUGCAUUUGCCAGCAGUGAAAAUUGAAACCAUUUCACCGUUCGAAACGUACGAAUGUCGUUCGGUUGUUGUUUUGAAAAUGGCUGGUGCACAAGUGUUUUUAGCCGAUAAUAAUAUUUUAAGAGGACCUCAAUUACUACCAUAUCUAAGUGGUUUUCCAUGUUUGCGUGAGUUGGAUUUGUCGGGAGCAGCGAAAUCUGGCCUCGGUAGUUCAACAUCGACGCCAUUCAUUUUAGACGAUAAGUGCAUUAUUGCUUUCUUCCACUCAUUGCACACACACUUUAGUAUGUUGAACACAUUGAAAAUGUGCAAUUGGAUCAUACAUUUAGAUGACGCAUCGAAAACAAUGAAAACGGUUUCAAAAGCGUUACGAAAUAGCCCAUUGAGUCAUGUGAAAAUCGAUGGAAUAUCUGUGUUGGAUCGUUCGAAAAAGACACGCAUUGAGCCGGCAUUCUUCCACAUGCUGUUGUCAUCGUUGAAUUCAUUGCGAUGGUUCGGUUGUAGUUUGGCUGGUAAAAAGGAUGAUCAAAUCACAGCCAUCGGAAAUGCGGUGCUCGAUAUUCGUGGCAAUGAAAUCGAUAUCCGAUUAAGCGAAUCAACCAUUGAUGGAGCGCGUUUAAUGGCUCAAGCAAUCAGUUUGGAUGUGAAAUUUGAUGUGCGAGUAUCAACAUUUGGUACGUCAAGCGGAAUUCUCAUUCAUGCAGAAAAAAUGAGCAACAAAAGUUUAAAUCGUAAGAACUAAAACGGCGACGAUUUCCUUCGUCAGAGAGAAACAAAAAAUCAGCAUCGUCCUCAUAUCCCUCUACACUCACACCUAAUUGACACAUACCAGGAUCGAAGGUUUAUUUAUUCAAAUCAAAACAAUAAAAUCGAUAUAUUUACAUGAUAAACACAUUUCACAAUUUAUAUUGCCCUCGUAUUUAUAUUGAUGCCAAUUUCGCUGGUGGAAUAUGCAAGUGAAAUAUCGUGCACCGGCGAUGGCAACAUGUAGAAAUAUAUUUAUUAUUGAUCGAUUAAAUUAUUUAUGAAAUUUUCAAAACACACGUACACAGAGCGAGAGAUAGAGAGGCACAGAGUUGCAUCUAUCACGUAAUUAUGGUAUGAUAUUGAUAAAAUAGACACAAAAACUGCAGCAACAGCAGUAGUAAAAACACAGAGAUGGAGUUAUUUCGCUUGUUUUUCUUCACAUAUUUGAAAUAUGGCUAUUGUAUUCCAAAUAAGCGUAUAGAAACUGAACGUUGUAAAUGUAUGGCGGGUUUGUAUGUUUACAUUUAUUUUCGAUAAUUUACAUACACAGAGACACAAAAUGUUAUACACUGUGGAAAGUGUGUACGCGAGUGCGCGACAACCGUUUUGAGUCAAAAACUUUUGACAUUAGAAUCAUAUUAUACAUGAAAUAUAAUGAAGAAGAAGGAGUUGAUAAAAAAGAAAAGAAAUAAAAAACAGAACAUGAAUAUAUUUUUGUUGAAAAUUUAUGUAUUUGUAUAGUUUACAGUUUUAUUUUAUUCGUUCUGGGUCAGAUGAACUACUAUUUUAUGUAAAAUGGGAGAAGAAAAAAAGUUUUGAAAAUUGCCGGUGCUGAUUUGUGUUGGUGAACACAAGCGACCGACCACAAUUAGCAGUUGGUAGUACAUAUUUAUUACACACUACAGUUGCUGUCUGUAUGUCGUCGUCUCACUUUCACUCCACUUUACAAACCUAUCGAAAUAUUUACCCGAGAUGAAACUAUUUAAAUUGUUCGAAAAUGUUUGUCUGGCAAAGCAGAGACAAAAACAAAUUACAAAACGUUGAUAAUGACAUAAAAUGUCAGUCGUCGUAGGGCACUCACAUGGACAAUUUUUUUUAUAAGCAUCAGAAGAAAUAAAAGAAACUAGUGGAAAUGUUAUAGUUUUGUUGGUUGAUGUUUAAUAUAAACCUAUUUACAGAAGCAUGUAGACACACAUAGACCUAGUUAUGCAUAAAAUAAUAUAUUUAGACGAUUCAGAGACAUCAUAAAUAAUAAAUAAUAAUAAAAAGAAAAACCACAGAGAACAAAACCAA